Molecule: messenger RNA, 2107 nt
Organism: Chenopodium quinoa (quinoa)
Lineage: Eukaryota; Viridiplantae; Streptophyta; Magnoliopsida; Caryophyllales; Amaranthaceae
Exons: 6
Coding region: 16-783 (255 amino acids)
Cellular component (GO): chloroplast
Source: RefSeq, a predicted model, not a curated record
GCCCCACGCAUCAUCAUGAUAUUGAUACUAUCAGCCUAUCAUAUCAGUCAUUCAUGCUCCUUCACCAGGACCAGACGCGAAAAUGAUGACAGUAACACUCUGCUCAACCUCAACUUCAUCAUCUUCCCCAAAUUUUCCUCCAAAUCCAAAACUCCCCAAUUCUCUCUCCAAUACUCCCACGAAUGCCACCAUUUCUCGAAGACAAACCUCUCUUCUCCUCUCAAUCACCCCUUUUCUUCUCCAAUCACCACCUCCUGCAGUUGCAUUCAACCUUGGAAUUUGUGGAUUUUUGCAGCUGGACCUAAAGAUUGGUUGAGAGAGCAGAAAAAGAAGUCGAUUAAGUAUCUUUUAGCCCCAAUUGAUGCUUCCCAAGAAAUUCUUCGCUAUGCUUAUCAAUUGCUAAUGGCGAAGGAUGUUAAUUAUGAGCAGAAGGAUUUGGAGGAAAUUCAAGGGAUGUUAAAAUCUGCUGCUAGGGAUUGUGUUGCUGAGGAUAGGAAUUCUUUGGUAGCAUUUCAAGCUAAAACUGGUGUUGAGGUUUGCACGUUUAAAUUAGUUGUGACUAAUGCAUCAUCAUUACUUGACGAUGGUGACUCUGCCAAAUUUGAAGCUGAAGCCAGGCUAAGUGAUCUUAUUAGAUCAUUCACAUUUCUGAAUGGUGUGGCCAAGGAAGCAGAUUUUCAACUUGUCUCAGAUAGCAGACAAAAGGUUGCAAAUGCUGUCAUGGAUUCGUUGUCGUCUCUCAACAAUUUUGAACAAGGUAUCAAAGGAUGCAUUGACAUUUGACUUCCAACUGGAUAACCAUGGGUUGUUUCGUCAUGGAGAAUCUUGUAUGUAUUUAGGAGUUAAUGGAUGUGAAACAAUAUACUUUUCUCUGGGAGUGACCCAAUCUUUUUAAAGCUUAAACCUUAAUAUCUUGUCAAAUAUAGGUUUUUUCCCUUCACUAAUCACUAUUGAUACAAAUUUAUGCACCUGCUCUUUUUAGAGUCAUUACCAUGUUGGUUCCUUUUUCCUAAAUUGCAAUAGAGAAAAAAAAGCUUAAAUUUAAUUUAUUGAAUUACUGGCAAAUGUUGAUGGGUAAUUCUGAAACUGUGAAUUGACAUCCAAUGGUUUUGGACAAGUGAUCAAAUCAGGGUCCUACUCGAGUCUAUCUGAAGAUGUAUUUGAAUUCUUGCAGCUGUGAGCUUUGAUUUUGUAGCCUUGAUUAAUCAUGCCCAUGUUGGUCAUACUAGCUGCCCUAAAUUUGUAUUUUUCUGUCCCUCAUUGUUAUAAUGCAUUUUUGGGAGAUUUAUAUUUUUUUAAUCUUGAUGUAUUUGACUCGUUUAUGUUAUUUUGAAAUUUUGAUUGAUAAUUCAUAUUUAACUUUUGACCCCAAAGAUUGGACCAAGUACGGAUAUAUAAUAUGAAGUACUUUAAAAGCCUUUUUUUUAUUUUUUAUUUUUUUGGUUCUUUGUAUAGGGAUGUGGGUAUAGAGAUAAAGGAGGACUACAUUACUUGUGUCUAGAAUGUUAAGAUCAUAUAGGUUCUUCAUUUUCCUUUCAGUUAUUCAUAAUGGGCUAGCAGCAUCAAUAGUUUCAGUUAUAAUUGUUUUCCAAGAUGCUCUUUGUUGCUUGUGAUGAAACUGAGAUCAUCCUAAUGCGAAGGAACUUUUUUUAUAGCGAGUUGUUACAAAUUUCAUCGUUAGAUCAUCAUUUUGUUUUUUUUUUCCCCUCCCUUCCCCUUUUGUUCCUGUCCAUGGGUCCAUUCUCUUUGUCAUUUAUCAUUAGCCUUGUUUAGAUUAAGCUUUGUUUAACUUAAAGUAAAAUAUGUGCUUCUUGUCUUGCACAGAACAAAAAUAAGGCUGGUUUGCUGCAAUUUCAAAUAUUUUUUCAUUGUAUAUUCAGUGCUGCACUUGGAAAGAAAAGGGACCAACAAAAUUUUGCUCCCCCUCUUAAAGGUUUCAAAUUUCAAGUUGUGAUGUUUUUGUUUAGUGUCAAGUUUUAGCUUGUGACUUCUGCUUAAAUGAGGUAUCCUUAGCUCUCUUUUCGUAUAAGAGUGUUGUUGUGCUGACCUCUCGGUGAGUUGGUGCUUUAUUAUAAAACCCUUUAUUACUUUCCCCCCCCCCCCCCCC